Molecule: messenger RNA, 3948 nt
Organism: Mauremys mutica (yellowpond turtle)
Lineage: Eukaryota; Metazoa; Chordata; Testudines; Geoemydidae
Gene: UBE2B
Product: ubiquitin conjugating enzyme E2 B
Exons: 6
Coding region: 148-606 (152 amino acids)
Biological process (GO): proteasome-mediated ubiquitin-dependent protein catabolic process; DNA repair; protein polyubiquitination
Cellular component (GO): HULC complex
Molecular function (GO): ubiquitin conjugating enzyme activity
Source: RefSeq, a predicted model, not a curated record
GUGACUUUCCCCUCCCCCAGGCGGAGGGAGACGCCAUUGCAGGGUUGUUUGUGCCGCCGCCACUGCUGCAGGCUGGGGAGGGAGACCGCCGCGCGGUGAGCGGUGCUGAGGCUCCUGGGGACAGGGACUCUUUUCCCAGAGAGGAUCAUGUCCACUCCGGCCCGGCGGAGGCUCAUGAGGGACUUCAAGAGAUUGCAAGAAGACCCUCCUGUGGGUGUCAGUGGUGCACCAUCUGAGAAUAACAUUAUGCAAUGGAAUGCAGUUAUAUUUGGGCCAGAAGGUACCCCUUUUGAGGAUGGUACUUUUAAACUAAUAAUAGAAUUUUCAGAAGAAUACCCAAAUAAGCCUCCAACUGUUAGAUUUUUAUCAAAAAUGUUUCAUCCGAAUGUUUAUGCGGAUGGUAGCAUAUGUUUAGACAUCCUUCAGAAUCGCUGGAGUCCAACGUAUGAUGUUUCAUCUAUUUUAACUUCAAUUCAGUCUCUGCUUGAUGAACCUAAUCCAAACAGUCCUGCAAACAGUCAGGCAGCACAACUUUAUCAGGAAAACAAACGUGAAUAUGAGAAAAGAGUUUCAGCUAUUGUUGAGCAAAGCUGGAACGAUUCAUAAUAGAUGACUACUUUGUUAAUCUUCCUCUUCAUAAUCAUUGUGUACAAUUUAACACUCAGUAGAAAGGCUACCAGAAAUUUUAAGUGCCACAAGUUCUAAGGAUUUGCAUACAAACAUGUUUGCAAAAAAAUUAAGCCCUUCAGUUUAGAAACUUUAAAAGCUUGUGUAUCUUGAUUAAUGUACUUUUUAUUGCAUGGUAUGAACUAAGUUAUUGCUACAUAAAUUUGUAAUAUAUCCUGUUUGUAUUUUUUUUCCAAGUGUAUAAUGUUGAUGUGGAGUUUUCAUGAAAGAAUAUACACAUUUUGUAAAUCUGUACUUUUUCAAAUAUUGAAUGCCUUAUUUUUGAAUUCUUUAGAUUUUUAAAUUGGAGAAAAGCACUUAAAGUUUUUAUAUAUAAAUAUUACAUGUAAAACUGUUAAAUACAUAACCUCAGUGCAAGACAUUCUUUUGUUAAUUUCUUUUGUAUCUCUUUCAAAGGGCUUAGUUUUAGUGUUGAAUCUUUUUCUCUUGAUAAAUGCUAAUAUUAUGCACUUUACAAAUAUGAGGAAAACUUUGCUGUGAUGUGUAACUCAUUAAUAGACUUCAGUGGAGAUAUGUCUACCUACACUGGAGCUUAAUUUGGUCCUGUAAGUCUUCUUGCUCAUAUGUGGUAGGGAAGUAUCUGCCCUAUUUUACAGAUGGGGAAACUGAGGCACAGAUAAGUGACUCGUCUAAAGUCACACUGCAAGUCAGAGGCACAGCUGCAACCAGAACCCAUAUCAUCUGACUCUGUCCUGCGUUUUGGCCUGUAGGCCAUCCUUUUUCUCACUAAUACAAGCUUUAUUAGUAUCACUGUUGCAUACAUGUAUAAGGUGCUUAAUAGCUUGUCACAUGCAGGGAAAGUAUUAAUGACUUAACAAGUCUUUCACAUCUUAUAUUAACACAUGAAAUAGGUUUACUAUAACUUGAUCUCUGAUCAUCCAGAAUUGCGUAAUUCCUAAACAAGAGGUCUUGUGUAUUACUGUACAAGUUGAUACAUAAUAGGAUAUUAUUAUUAUUUACUCUUCCUUAAAUUGUGAGUAUGGGAUUUUCUGAAUUUUAUCUAACUGAAAAGCAUUACCUAAAUCUAUCAUGUAUCACAUACUGUUACUGAGAUGUAUUUUUGAUGUUUAUUUUCUAAUUGUAGCCAAACAGUUGGCUCUCUUACCCAUUCCACCUAGAAAACAAACUCCUGCAAGACACAAUGUUUUCAGAGAACUGCAUUUUAAAUGUGACUGUAAAAGUGAUAUCGUCUAGUUCCGUGGCUAUUUCUCAGAGACUCGAGAUCAAAUUUGUUUAGUUUACAAUUAAAGUCAGGUGGGGUUUUUCUAACUGCCACUUUAACUUCUCCAUGCAAUCGGAAAGUUAGGUUGGGUCCUUGUAAUAUCACGUCAUCUGUAAUGAAGAUUGUACAGGCUCUAUUUUGUCCCCAGCGAUACACAUGCAAUCUCUUAGACUUCAGAUUGCAUCCUCCAUUACCUGUGUACAACCAUGCAAUCUCUACGGGGGUUGUACAAGUAUAAGGCAUGACAGAAACUGCAUUUCUAUCUUAGUUAACAGUUUUGCUGAGGAUGUACAAGCCAGCACAAACUUAUUUUUAUCAUUAAACUUAAGGACGUGUCUACACAGGGAAGUAAGUGCAAAGUAAUCUAGGGUGAGAAUUUAGACCACACUAGCUCUAGGCUACCAGCUACCUGUGUGGACACUUAUUGUGCAUUGAAUGCCUACAGGUAAUUUAGCUUAAUCAACUUCCAAAGUGCAGUAAGCUACUGUGCACAAAGACAUUUUUAGUGUGCAGUAAGUGUGUCUACUGGGUCAGUUAGUGCAGAAUAGUUAGUGUGCACCAGCUGCUAUGGCCUAUUUUUUUUUCCCAUGUAGACAAGUCCUUGGCAUACAUUGAAAAUACACAGGAUACCAACGCAACAAAGGUGCUGAUAUUAGUCACUUUGCCAAACUGCAUUUUAAGGACUAAUUUUAGGAUGAUGUGCAAAUGAGUAAUAAAAAGAGAGCAAGGUAAAUAUAUGCCAGUGUAUUGUUCAAUACUCCCCUUGAAAAAAACAGACGUUUAAUUUGGCUCCAGUUUUUGAAACUAAAAGACUCUUUGAAAUGCUGGCAGGUAAAAGCAAGUUCUGCCUUUAUUGAUACACUGAUGCAGUAAACAGUUGUAUUAUAAUUUUUCAUGAACUAUUUACCGACUUUUGCAUGUAUUGAUAUUCGAUUUCAAAACUGGAAUUGAAACAGUAUAUGCCCAACAGAGAAACACCAUCCAAUUGAAUAUAGGACCUCACUUUGCUCAGCCAAUUACGGUACAUAAUGAAAAUAACUUUGUAUUGGUCAUCCUUAACAUUAUGUGCCUCUUCCUUCCUCCAACCAUAGAUGGAAUGUAUUCAUCUAGAAUGUUAAUGAAGUCCUCCUCAUUGUCCUUUAAAUUCUCUUCUGUGAUGCGUAUAAAAAAAAUUUGCAAUGGUUAGGCAGCUGGUUGACUUUGACUGCUGCUGCUUAUACUGACCUGUGUUGUCUCACUGUUACCUUGAACUUCCCUCUCUACUGCAUCUGCCCACGGUCUCUCAUCUUGUGCUUAAGAUGUAAGCUCUUCAGGGCUGGGACUGUCUCUUUGUGUUUAUAUGGGGCCUGGCACAGUAGGGCUCAGAUCUAUGGCUGGAGCCCACUGGUGCUACCAUAAUAUAAAUAACAGAACCAUGGGAUGUUAAGAGAAGACUUAUACCUGAUCAUGGAUAAAUCUGAAAUGUCUCCACAUUGAAAAAACAUUGUCAAAUUACUGUUUCAAACAGCACAGCAUCUCACAAUGAUUGCCCUGCCAAUAAUAGGUGUUUUGAAGCUAUCAAUUCACAGGUAGGUAAUAAACCAAAGAAAUUUUCCCAUAAACUGAAGUUAUUUAUGAAGAUAAUGAUGGAGUGAAGUCACUGCCGCCAAAAGAUACUAAAGCAAGAGAAAGUGUUCCAGAGUGCUGGUUGUUUGAACUGAGGCAGCUGCUUUAUUUAUUUACUUUCAGAUGCAAAAUGAUCUGGAGAUCGCCACUUGUAGAUGAAAGGAUAGAAUGGGCUGUAAUUAAUUGUUUUGGGGGGAUGACAGUAGUUCUCUGCACAGUUGUUUCUGGAGAAUUUGGUGUACAGCAGGGAUAUUAGAAACUAAGCUCCUAAGACUGCGUAUAUUAAUUUUAAAUCUUUUGAAGAACAUAUUCCAUUAUGUUACUCUAAGAGCUGUUUAGAUGAGUAAUUUAUUAAUGUUACUUUCCUCGAUAGCUGCAAGUUUAACACUAUGUAUUUCAACUUCUUGAUAAAUAUAUGCUUUUAUUUAAAACUA